UGGGAACAGAGGGAGGAAUGUGAUGUCACUGCGAUGAGAGAGGCGUGCGCGGCUAUAUAAUAAAGGCAGACCUGUUGCUGGCGUACUUUGUAUUGGGACUCCCCCUACUGAGGAUAAAGACAUGGGAGGUGUUAUGACUGUAAAACGGAGCACGGUGGCCAAAGUGGCUGAUCUCGCCGCGCUGGUGCAGCACGAGUGCACCGACGUACUGAUCCAAUAUAGGAAUCAAGAAAAUCUCCCAAACGACAUGGGGAGUGACCGUCUGGUGUUCGUCUCUCCUCCUUCCUCCCAGCUGGACAUCAGGAGCAAACUACAGAGCCUCCAUUCUGGUUUGGAUAAGUGCUACAGCCUGCUGGAGAGAGCCAUCGCCUUGGAGAAGAUGGAGCUGGACAGAGAUCAGAUGAGUGAGUACAAGAAUGGGAGGAGGAGGCUGAAGGAAGAACUGUUGAACCUUUUGAAAAGCACCGAAGAGCUUCUCAAAGCAGCUGGUGGUAAACCCGUCCGGAACCAGGACGACUUGGAGCCGUAUCAUCCCAACAACGUGUUCCACCUGAAGCUGUGGGUAUACAGCGUCUACAUUGAGGUGAAGCUCUGGAGCAAGACAGCCUUCACCGUAAUGAAGGAGCUGCAGUCUGCAAAGGAGCCACUGAAGAGGGGUAAAAGAAGUACAAGAAGAACUCUGCAAUGAGACGGGGAACGAGGAAUAUUCUAUGCACUAAAGAUUAUUCAUUAGAGCAUAGCUAUGGAGAGAAACAGGCUUAUAUGAGCAGGAAAAGGGUAAGGAUCAACUAGAAGAGACAUGGAUCAAUGGUGAAAGGAGAGAAAAAAUAUUAGCUGGUUUUUUGAUUUCUUCAUACCUAAAAGUAAUAUAAAAACUUAAUACCUCAAGUGGAAAAAGUAGACAUGUGAGUUAAAUACAUCUAUUUAGUUAUUGUUGAUCAGACAACAAUAACAAGUAUCCAGAACUGAAAGGCAGUUUUUCUUUCUUUCUUUUCACAAAAUGUAAGUGAUGUAAUAACUUUCUACUUUUCUCUUUUGAACUUGUAUCCUUCUGUUCUAUACUCCUGUAUUUUGAUAUUUGGGAAACACUGCUGGGAGACACUGGAGCUUAGAGUGAGUCGGCAAGAUAUUUUGAUGUUGUAUUAGCUCAGAUAUGUGGGUUCUGAUGGCCAGGUCAAAGUCCAGACAUAAAUAACAUGGGGUAUCUGUGGCAAACUUCAAUUGAUGUUCAAAGACACUCACUAUCUCUGCACAUAGAAUUUUGCAUGCAGGCUUGAAAAAUUUAGUUUUGGUGACCGGGGCACUUCUCUUUCCUUUUGUUGGUGUGUCUUAGAAAACAACACAAAAAGAUUGUGGUCAUUAUGGUAGAAAAUAUUAAAUGGUUUAAGGGAUGGGAAUACACUUGGGUGACACUAUGAAAAGUGUACAAUGUGCACUGCAGUUGUAUAUAACUGAGGAUAUUUUGAAGGAAAACUAUGCUGCAGCACCCUCUAGUGUUUACUUGAUGCUUUCACUUUGUUUCCUUCUCCAAUUUCUUAAUUGGCCUCAAUGUUUCUCCUUAUCUCAGUGUAUCUUGUCUUAUGACUUUAUGUUUUGUAAUAUUUUAAUGAGAAUAACAUUACCCCAUUAGGAAAUUCACAAGAAGGGAAAAUGGAAACAGCAGGAGAGUGAAAUAAAAUUAAGUGAAUGAAAAUUUGGAGAAAAGCAGAAAUGUCUGAAAACUAAAUAAAAUGUUUGUUUUAUGUUGACUACGUAGCUCGAUAAAUUUGUACAAAAAUGUAUCUGCCAAUUUUAUAGCAGUGGUCAAAAUCCAUGUUUUAAUCUAUUGCACAUCUGGCUAGGUGAAAUAAUCAACUAAGCAAUAUGAUACAUGGAAAUGCUGCAACUGACUUGAAUGGGAAAUGACUCCGCCAUGCUGCUGUAACCCAGCAAUCUUAUCUGGGCUGCAGUUCUAAUUAAAUUAGCCUCAGCCAAAGACUCCGAUUGUAUUUAAAUAUGCAUGAAGGUUUGACGUAAGAGAAGAUGGUGAGAAAAGGACGGAAACCUUUAAAGCAAACACCUGAUGAGCGCACACAUUUGAAAAAAGGAAUGACACAGUGCGCUGACAGAAGAUCCUGAGAAUUAAAAGGUUUCUGUCUGCAAAGUCAGCAAAAUCGAGACAAGGGGACCAAUUAUGUCUGAAGUUCUUCAAACGGAUGUUCUUGAGAUAUGUUUUUCACCUGAUGGUAGAGGCACUGGAAGUAUGAUUGUUAGGGUGAGACGAGGAACUGUUGGUUCUGUAGGCUUUCGUUCACUUACUAAAGUGUUCUGAGUCACCACCAUUCAUUUCCAAUAAAGCUUUUCUGGGGCAUCCUCAAAAGCUGAAUAUUUGGAUCACAAUCUUGCUGAUUAUGUCAUAAAUUGUUUCACAAACGUACUCAUAACACAACAGUUGUUUGUUUUUUCUUUAACUGAUAAUGUUCUUGUUUAUUAAUUUUCACGUUUAGACAAUUUUAUCUAAUAAACUAAAUGUAGUUGAACAUU
Gambusia affinis (western mosquitofish) is the source of this 2523-nucleotide messenger RNA. RefSeq names its product ciliary neurotrophic factor (gene cntf). The transcript has 3 exons. Gene Ontology annotation, molecular function: ciliary neurotrophic factor receptor binding. NCBI's taxonomy places the organism in Eukaryota, Metazoa, Chordata, Actinopteri, Cyprinodontiformes, Poeciliidae. Gene Ontology annotation, biological process: ciliary neurotrophic factor-mediated signaling pathway; negative regulation of neuron apoptotic process. The record is from RefSeq and is a predicted model, not a curated record. The coding region runs from base 122 to 688 and encodes 188 amino acids.